ACUGACGGCCCCUCUGCGUUUCUUGACAGGACAGGCAAACGCACGAGCCCGCCCAGGCUUCUCGGUGACGUCACGAAAGGACAAACCGAUUUACCGCGAGGUCAUCCGGUCUCUCCGAGCGGCCGGUUUCAGCUAAGAGCAGGCGCCAUCUUAAGACACAAGCAGACUCCGCAGGCAGGCAGGACGCCACCAUGUACCCCACCGCUUUGACCCAUCUGGCCCGGGCCAACCCGUUCAGCGCCCCCCUGUUCAGCCUCAAGGAAGUGGAAGAGCCCCGUCAGAGUCUCCAAGGACAGAGGACCCGCACUCUGGCAGCAGCCGCCACCGCAGAAGAGGGCAACAGUUGUGAGUUCGGCUCUCAGAAGUAUUUUGUCCUGUGUGGCUUUGGUGGGAUUCUGAGCUGUGGCACCACACACACAGCGGUCGUUCCCCUUGAUCUGGUCAAAUGCAGAUUGCAGGUGAACCCAGAUAAAUACAAGAGCAUUGGCACCGGUUUUGCAUUGACGGUGAGGGAAGAUGGUGUCAGAGGCCUGGCGAAGGGCUGGGCCCCCACCUUCAUCGGCUACUCCAUGCAGGGCCUGUGCAAAUUUGGCUUCUACGAAGUGUUUAAGAUCUUCUACAGUGAACAGCUCGGGGAGGAGAACACCUACCUGUGGAGGACAUCGUUGUACCUGGCUGCCUCAGCAAGCGCAGAAUUCUUUGCCGACAUUGCUCUGGCUCCCAUGGAGGCUGUUAAAGUUCGUAUCCAGACCCAGCCGGGCUUUGCCAACACCCUCAGACAGGCCGUUCCCAAGAUGUACAAAGAGGAGGGAAUCUGGGCUUUCUAUAAGGGUGUGGUGCCUCUGUGGAUGAGACAGAUCCCCUACACCAUGAUGAAGUUCGCCUGCUUCGAGCGCACAGUCGAGCUGCUCUACAAGUAUGCAGUCCCCAAGCCCCGCAGUGAGUGCAGCAAGGGCGAGCAGCUGGUCGUCACAUUUACGGCAGGUUACAUUGCCGGUGUCUUCUGCGCCAUCGUGUCCCACCCUGCUGACUCUGUGGUGUCUGUGCUGAACAAGGAGUCCGGCAGCACUGCAAUCGGUGUCCUCAAGAAGCUCGGACCCAAAGGUGUGUGGAAGGGUUUGGUGGCCCGUAUCAUCAUGAUCGGUACGCUGACCGCGCUGCAGUGGUUCAUCUACGACUCUGUCAAGGUGUACUUUCGCCUGCCCCGUCCCCCUCCCCCCGAGAUGCCAGAGUCUCUGAAGAAGAAGCUUGGCCUCACAGAGUAAACCCCCCCCCCCCCCCCCAUUCCUCCACUGAGCCUCAGCCUCCAGCCGACGCAUCUGAAACCCCAGAGUUCCACAGCGCACAGCAGUUUUCUAUAUUUAUGUCCUCGGCUCACGCUGCUCUGCACUGAGCACAGAGCUGCUACUACUCAUGUAUAUUUAAAACAAGAAGAAAAUGGAGCUGUCGCUCUCCCAACAUGGAAUUAUUCCUCCGUAGAAAACUGUCUGGUUUAUCAGUUUCUGUCAUUAGAAAAUGUGGACAUUCUAAUAAAAUAUAAUUCCAUUUCAAA
Scophthalmus maximus (turbot) is the source of this 1552-nucleotide messenger RNA. It is a transcript of the gene slc25a3a, whose product is annotated as solute carrier family 25 member 3a. Bases 192 to 1265 code for a protein of 357 amino acids. Lineage: Eukaryota; Metazoa; Chordata; Actinopteri; Pleuronectiformes; Scophthalmidae. Gene Ontology annotation, cellular component: mitochondrial inner membrane. Gene Ontology annotation, biological process: mitochondrial phosphate ion transmembrane transport. The transcript has 8 exons. Gene Ontology annotation, molecular function: phosphate transmembrane transporter activity. The record is from RefSeq and is a predicted model, not a curated record.